UUAGAAGUCAAGCGGGAAUCAUUCAAAAUGGCGGAUGGUCAAGAAAACCUCCCUGGAAACCGGGACCAAGGAGGUGACGGCAGAAUCAUGGACCUGAGCAGACGAGGCCUGUCGAGGAUUGAGCUGCCUCCUGGCUCGUCGCCCGUCACUCUCAUACUGGACAAGAACAACAUCAGCAGGAUAGACAACCUACAGACUCAGGGACAGAUCCAGCAGCUGUCUGUAGCAGGAAACAGACUUGUGCGGAUGGUGGGAGUUUCCCAGCUGCCCUACCUCCGAGUUCUCAACCUGCCCAACAACAGUAUCGUCACCAUUGAAGGACUCAAACAGCUACAGCAGCUGGAGUGGCUCAAUCUGUCAGGAAACAGUAUCAAGGACCUGAGCCCCCUGUCCCCGUGUAUGGGUCUGACCCACCUGGACGUGUCAGACAACAGCAUCUCCAGUAUAGCAGACCUCUCCAGACUCACGGGACUCAAGACGUUACUCCUGCAUGGAAACAUCCUGACAACCCUCCGGUCCGUGCCCUCCAACCUCCCUCCCUACAUCAACAUUCUCUCCCUGGCUGAGAAUGAGAUCAGUGACCUGAAUGAGGUGUCGUACCUGCUGUGCCUUCGCCACCUGGAGCAGCUGUCAGUCAUGAACAACCCGUGUGUGCUGAUAUCUGCCAUCCUGCCUCAGUUUGAGUAUCGUCCCUUCAUCAUCAACUGGUGCCUGACACUACAGAUCCUGGAUGGACAGCCCAUCUCACGCAAGGAGAGUUUGAAGGCAGAGUGGCUGUACAGCCAGGGGAGGGGCCGACACUUCCAGCCCGGCCAGCAGGCAGAACUAGCAGAGUACCUGUCCACGGUCUGUCCUCCUAGUGCUCAGUCACAGUUCCUGUUUGAUGACAGUAAGCUGCAGAAGGUUCUGUCCCAGCAGCAGCUGCACCAAUACCAGCUGCAGCACCCGCAGCUCCGCCCCCAGCAGCCUGCACGCCCGGCCAAUCAGAGCUCACCCAGGGGUCAGAGGGCACAGCCAGCCAAUCAGAGCUCACCCAGAGCUCAGGGGAGGCCCAGGACAUCACCACAGUCACCUGAGAGGUCUGGUGCUGGGUAUAGCCUGUACUCCCCUCCCAGAUCAAGGUCUCCCACUGCAAAAACAAGAUCUCCCCCCAGACGUGAGUUGAGCCCUGGCCAGCCGAGGCCAGCGUGGGAGAGUUACAGCAGCCUGAUGUCCAGCCGGGGGGCACAGCAGCUGUACAGGCACAACGGGGUCAGCAACGGCGACAUCAGGGUGCACGACAUAGAGCCUGUUCCUGACCUGAACACCAGCCAGCUGACCUCUGACUCCUACUACAUCCCUGUGACCCCUGACCGUCGACCUUUGACCACUCCACCCGAGGAUGAGCUGUCGUUUGCAGACAUCAUGGAGAUCCAUCGUGCGAAGUACCAGCGUUCAGCGUCGGCAUUAGAUUCCCCUGUCAGACGGAGCCCACGAAGUCCGACAAAAAGUUACGCCAGCAACUACGCAAUGUACCAUGGGAAGAGUCCACUGAGGGAUUAUGGGAAUGAAGAUGAGGAGCGUUAUGGGAUGCCGGAAGCAAAGCAUUAUGGGAGGGUGGAGGUGAGAUCUCCAAGGUCAUCCCCAAGGUCAAAGGAGAGAAGGUACGAAAGGUACGAUGGGAGGCCGGAAGGACAGAGGAGAGAGACGUCUCCACACUUGUCUCCUCCGUCAAGAGUGCCCAGGUACGACACACCUGACUCCCGACAUGCAGCAGGGGUAAGGAGCUCACCAGAAAGGCACAUGAGAGGUACAGAUGAGAGGCUAUCCCAGCAUGUUUCACCCAGAGCGAGACAGUCACGGUACGAUGCUUACGAUUCUCAGGCUGUUGGCAUGCCGAAGAACAUUCCAGCAUCCACUGACUCUCCAGCAAAACCUAUUUCUAUCCAAGAUCCGAGCUCAGGUAGGAGUGCCUUCAGAUCACCAAAGCCAAAGUUGCUCCAAAGUUCCGAUACCUCUGCCUAUGCCACGUAUGACGCCAGACCUGUCGGACACCCACCCACAGCGAAACCAACAAUGAACAGUCCCCUGACCACAAAAGUUCACUCCCCUGUUCCCGUGAAGCACAAACCAAAAGUGAAAAGUCCCGGCAAGAGUCCGAUCAGUCCAAAAAACGUCAGCAAGAAACGGAUGUUUCCUUACGAUCGCAAGCCAAGCACCGACAGUGACUCUGAGAACAUAAAACCCGGCGAAACCCUCCCGGCAAGAGAACUGUCUCAUGUCAAGGAUAUCGUCUCAGGGAAGAGGAUAAAGAAGGCGUUAACCCAGCCCGAGGAAGAGAGAAGAGGCACAGAAGACCUCAGCCCCAUGCUGGGGAAGAAGAGCGAGCUUCCCAAGUGGGCCCAGCUGGAGGGGGAGCUGAAGAGUUCGUCCAGUUUUGAGAUCAGCUACGACCAGAUUAAGAAGAUCACCGACCAGGAGGUCAAACAGACCAAAGCUGCCACUCAAAUCCAGUCAUGGUGGAGGGGUGUGCACACCAGACAGACCAGCCCGCGGGUGGGGAAGGUACGGAGCGAGAUCCGGGCCAGACGGGCGGAGGACCACGUCAGGAGACUGGGAGCUGAGCUGGACAAGUGUAAGCAGCAGUAUGAACAGGAGCGGCAGGUGCGACAACUGCAGAUGGAGGCCAUCAAGUACCUCUGGAUGCAGGUUCAAAGCCUUCAACAGUGGCGGGAAGAACAACUAAAGAAGGAGGAAGACGUCAAGCGAACACUAAGAAAAUCCAUCGAGAAAGAAAACUCAGAACAACAAGAAAAGACAAGCAGCACCUCCUCCGAAUCCUCCCAGGUUGAGUCUGGAGGGGUGGGAAAGGGGAGGACUGAGUCAGUGAAAGGGAAGGACAGGUUGGGAGAAGUGGGACCAGGUGAGACGUUCACAGCCAGCCCACGGCAGACAGACAAGGAGAGACAGCUGGAGAACAGGUGUGCUGACCUACAAAGACAGGUUCUAAGACUCCAAGAGGCUCUGCUAGCUCUGUCUGACCAUGUCUUUAAGGAACAAGACCAAGAGGAAGGAGAACAAGACGAGACAAAUGUUCCUUCGACACCAAAGGGAGACAGAAGCAAAGGAGCAGCCAUGGAGCUGGCCAAUCAGAGCACUUUCAUUCCAACCAAUGGGGACCAGCCUGUCACAGCAUCACCAGCCAAUCAGAUUGGGAGCAUGGUGAUGGCGUCCCCACCCCCUCCCCCGGGCUUCCCCAACCCCCCUCGUGCCUUACGCAUCCAGAAGAGCGGAGAAUCGGGCAUCAUCAUUGCCUGGCAACCGUCACGAGUCCCCGGCAGUCUGGAGACGGUUACGGAGUAUCGGAUAUUCGUGGACUCUAUGCUGAGUGGCACGGUUGAUGGUAAGAAGACCCGUGCCCUAAUCGAGGGGUUAGACCCACAGGAAACAUACAGAAUCUCUGUCCGGGCGGUUUCGAGGGCCGGGGAGUCUCUGGACUCCAACCCUGUGGUGGCUCAGAUCGCCAUAGCAACCUCCAUGAUUGACAGCAGCAGCUCCGACUCGGAGUCGGAGCUCAGCAGAACAGUGGAGGAGGUUAAGGAGAAUCUAUCAGCCGAUCAGAAAGUGCCUUCAGCAGGUGAAGGAAAGACGGCCACAGUCCCAGAAGCAGAGAAUCAUAGAGACUUAAGUGGUACAAAGAGUUCUUCAGGUAAGCCACAAGAAACAAACAUUCCAGACGUUACAAAAAGUGCACAGAAAACAAACAGCAAAGAACAGCCACCACUUCCCUCUGCUCCAGUCCAGCCAACAAAACAUGAAGAAAAUGCAGCAAUCGUCAAAGCAUCAGAAAAAAUGACUGAAGCUGCAGAUGAACAGAAACAGGAAGGUCCUGAGUACAAACCCGUGAGGCAGGAGAGCAUUGAUAUUGAGAUUGUUGAGGAGAGAAGACCUUCACAGCAGCUCGACGUGGUACAGAAACUCCUGCAGGCCAUCAAGGCAGAAGACGACCAGGACAGCAACCGUAGUACCCCUGUAUCUGAGCCAGACCCAGUUAAACUAAACCUGGACCAGAUCGAGGACUCACUGGACUCCUCCAUAUCCGAGCUGCAGAAGAGUCUGCCUGCUUCACCCAAACAGAAGUCAGCCCCUGAUUUGCCACCAGCAGGAUUCUUCCAGGCAAACAUAGCCCGGCAUUCUGCAUCGCCUGAUUCUUCACAGUUGGACUCGGAUUUGGUCCUGCUAAGUGAUUCCCUGAGCAGCUCAAUUGAAGUAGUCAGGGAAACACUUAAGAAAGAAGAUAAGACUUCUCCUGAGGCAAGCUUGCAAGGAGACUCCUCAGACUUGCAAGGAAGCAGUAACCAUAGUGACCAAGACAGUGAACUGUCUGCUCAAGAAAGUCAGCCUCCCCCACUUCACAGCAUCUUGCAGUCAUCUCUAAGAAAAUCAGCAUCUUCAAAGGAUCCCCUUGCAAAGCCUACCUCCGACAGUUCCUUCCAAGACUCGGGCAUUGCAAGCCCUUCUCUGUUAGAGAGUCCUGUGCAGCAAAACAUUGAAACAGCAAGGAAAAUCUCAGAGGACAGUUCUGAGCAAGUGUCAGGACAAACUUUGCAAAAAGAGAAAGAUGUAAAAUCUGCAGAGAAGCCACAAGAUGACCAGGCGAUGGCAGCUCGCCCGAGUGAAGCAUCACUCCAUACAGCAAAACCGCAACAACAAGCAGUUGAUUUGCUAGAGUUUUCAACUGUAAGCAAAUCUGAGCCAAUCUUACAACCAGAGAAGUCACAGGCAGCUAUGAAAGGUGUCAGUUCUUUGCCUCUGAAACCAGAGACUGUGCAAAGUCAGACACAACAACUAGGACUACCCAGGCUGAGUGUAGGGGUGUCUCCAAGUUCUUCUCUCCAGACAGCCAGCAAGUCUUCAGAGGAGUCCUCACCUUUAAAUCCUGCAAAGGAAGCUGCCACAGCACCUACAAGACGUCCUGUGAAGUUACAGACAUCUCCAAGAGACAGGUCUGUGUCAGAAGGUGAACAGGCAGGUGCUUCAGGCUCAGACAAGAGAGCUAGCGCUGGUGGGACUUUGUCCAGGGAAAGGACUGUGUCUACGGGAUCAGAAAUGGAUGAUACUCCCUUACUUCAUUCCCCCACUGCCAUUCCACGUCCAGUUCUGUUCAAAACAUCACCCAGGAAAGACAAGUCAAGCCCACUGUCAACAUCUGUGGAGGAUUUGACCUUGGCAGCCCGCACAGCACGUUCAAGGUCAUCCUUUUCUCCGACCAAGAGUCCCGUCCGGUCGAGGUCCAUCUCUCCCAACAAACCAAUCAAAGGCAGCCGCAUCCCCGUCCGCAGCAAGUCAGAGAAGGAGUUGAGCAAAACCUCCUGAGUCAGCCAAUCACAGGAGGGUUGGCAAACUUUUGACCAAUCAGGAGGCUGAAACUUUCAAAACCAGCCAAUCUAAAAGCAGGGGUGGCAAACUUUUGACCAAUCAGAACACUGAAAUGUUUCUAUUCAUCCAAUCACAAAGCUCAGAAUUUAGAAGAUGAAUUUGAAAUUGUAUAUAUCUUGUGAUCCAAAAAAUGGAUUUCAGACCAGUUACAAACCACUACAAAUAUUCUUAAAAAGAGCAUGAGAAACAUUUUCCCUCUAUUUCCAUGUACAUACUGGUUUUAAAAAAGCCUUGUAAUUUCUUUUGAAAUUUCAUUGGUGUGAAAAAUGUACUACUAGAUAUCUUGGUUGUCUUCAAGUUACUGGUAUGACCCAAACUAUCCAAACACGUCUGGAAGGUUUAUUUGUUGCACACAUUUUCGUUUUGUGGAAAUUGUACAGAAGAAGUUUUUUUUUCUAUCAGAAUUUGAUAAUGGAUGUGGAAAAGUUCACUUUGGUCUUACAGAUAUAAGUAACCACUCCAGAUUACUAUAUACAUAUACCACUGCUAUAUUUUCAGAAGUCACAAUGUACUGCUUGUAUAAUUGAGCUAUGGUAGCUAAUGUGUGUGGUUGCCUUACGAGAUUGUAUUAUACAUAAUCUUGCAUAUGAUUAUGACUGUAUAUAUGAUUGCUGCUACAUGCUACAGUUGAACCAGAGAGUAAGCCACAAAAGAGACUCGAAAAGUUUAUUUUCUGAAAUGACUAACAGAUUGAAGUGAACAAUUUAGGUUAAUACUAGACUUGUUGCAAAGUUGAAAGAUUUUACUGUUGUUUUUUGUGUUUCAUUUGAUAUCAUUAUCAAUGUAUAGCUUAGACGUAACUUUUACUAGGGAAACAUUCAUAUCAUUUGGGGAAGAAUCUAUUACGGUAGUACAUGUAUGUUACUAUCCUCACAUGUAUAUGGAUUACUUUUGGAUCCUGUCAGAAGUAGGGAAUCUUGUUACCUACAUGUGUAUUAGCACAUGCACCACACUGAAGUGUUGUUAGUUAUAAAGAAAUCUUUAAAGCUUAAUGUGGAACUGUUGUGCCUACCCAGUGUCUUAUAUAUUGUAUAUAACUGGCAAAUGUAACAUUAUUAA
Branchiostoma belcheri (Belcher's lancelet) is the source of this 6477-nucleotide messenger RNA. RefSeq lists its product as uncharacterized. The record is from RefSeq and is a predicted model, not a curated record. Gene Ontology annotation, molecular function: protein binding. NCBI's taxonomy places the organism in Eukaryota, Metazoa, Chordata, Leptocardii, Amphioxiformes, Branchiostomatidae.